AUUAUUUUUCGACUGACGAGAGCGUCGGACGGAGGUGAAUUCUCUUCGGCGUCGAUUUUGCAUCUACGUUUUUACAACGUACAAUUAUUAACGUUAACAAAGCUGUUAUGGAAGUCGAAAAUCAACAACGAACGAAAGGUGUAAAGCCGCCGUUAGAGAGUGAAGUCCAAGAUGCAGUUGAUCAAACAGGUUUCGGAAAAUUUCACUACAAACUCUUCGUCAUCUGUUCAAUGGUGUUCAUGAACACCGGACUCGGAGCCAGCAGCUCGGGUUUGAUCGUACCUGCGGCUUCAUGCGACUUCAAAAUGAGGACCGAGGACAAGGGUCGGUUGACCGCCGCACCGAUGCUCGGCAUGGUCUGCGGCUCGUACUUCUGGGGAUGUUUGGCGGACAUCAAAGGUCGGCGAACAGCGCUGCUGGCAGCACUUUUCCUCGACGGAUGUGCCGGUCUUACUUCAGCUUUCGUUCCGAAUUAUUGGGUCUUCGCUUUCCUCAGGUUCCUAAAUGGAUUCGCCAUCACCGGACAGAGUGCCAUGAUAUUUCCAUACCUCGGUGAAUUUCAACCCAAGAGAUUGAGGGAGACUAUUCUCUGCUGGCUGGAGAUGGCUUGGACUGCUGGGAUCAUCAUGCUCCCUUUGCUGGGUUGGCUGAUAAUCCCAAUGACGUUCCGCUACACCUCGGAGAACUUCUCCUUCGCCUCGUGGAACCUCUUCGUCCUGAUCUGCUCGCUGCCGGCUCUCUCGUUCAGCGCGGUGCUCCUUUUCUUUCCAGAAUCACCAAAGUACCUGUUUGAGGACAGUCAGGAUCACCGAGCGAUGCAGAUUCUGGCUCGGAUGUACGCUGAGAACUCGGGAAAGCCGGCCGAAAAUUAUCCCGUGAAGUUCGUCAGGAGCGGCGGCGAUCCUUUGGAAGCUAAAUUGGCGGUAGUUUCAAACGACGGUCUAAUUUCACCGGUGAAAAUAAAGCGCCGUAAGAAGCUGAUAGGGAAAAUGUUGGGCGACAUCGUCAAGCACACGAUGACGAUACUGCGGCCACCGUACCUUACGAUAACGCUUCUCACCUCGACGAUACAGUUUGCAAUGACCGCCGCUUAUUACACCCUGAUGAGCUGGUUUCCGGAACUCUUUCGAAGGUUCGCCGAGUUCGAGAAGGAAAAUCCGGAUAGCUCUGCCGGCAUUUGUUCCCUUUCCGUCGUAAUGCCAGUCGCCAACUCUACCACGCAGGUAGACGUCGUAGAUGAAUUUGGGUGUGAGACCAAACUCCAGGGUUCCGUCUUCCUUUACACAAUUUUUCUGGGUCUGGCCUGCAUUCCCACCAGCGUCUGGCUUCCUUUAUGCAUCGGACGUCUGGGGUACAGAUUUUUUUUGGUCGUCAGCACUGUGUUUCCGGGCGCUGCUGCCGUUGGUCUCUUCUUCGUAACGUCAUCGACACAGAAUCUGAUAGUUUCUUGUAUAUUCGAAGCCCUGACAUCGAUGGGAGUUAGUGUGGUUUACUGUGUGCUGGUCACUUUUUAUCCCACACAUUUGAGGGUAAUCGCGGCGUCCUUUUCUGCAUUGUGCGGUCGUUCCGGUGCGCUAAUUGGGAACCUGAUGUUCGGCUACCUGUUGGACCUUCAUUGCAUUGUUCCGAUUGCGGUGGUCGCUGGCCUACUGUUCUUUGGCGCAGCUCUGACCUUCUUUUUGCCAAGGAAAGCUAAACUUGAGAAAACCGAUUCUACGCCUGUGAUGAACUAGAACACGAUGCCAACAUGUUCCGUUAAAACGCUGACCAUCUUCGCGAUUCUCGCCUUGCAAGGAAUCGCAUUUCUGCUCUACGUUGCGACGAAAUUUCCUGGGAUCGGAUGGACGGUGAAUUUUGGUAAAUGGAAAAGCGCGCAAGAAUCAUACCGCGACAUAAUUAAUCAUUCGCAGUAACUGUAAUAUCGCAUUUUACCUACUUUGCGCAAGUGAGCCAUGACGUACCAAUAAUUAUUACCUUCUAUAGAUAAAUAAAUAAACGUAUAGUUAAAACAAAUGCGUGCGUAACUGCUCACGCCGCGUGUGCGUGUGUAUUUUUAUGUCAACUUACAAUAUCGAUAAAUAUGUAAAAAUAAUUUGCACAUCGUGCGGACGUGUGUAUAUUGUAAUAAAAAUUUACACUCUUCAA
Neodiprion virginianus is the source of this 2145-nucleotide messenger RNA. Its product is annotated as synaptic vesicle glycoprotein 2C-like. The transcript has 12 exons. Gene Ontology annotation, cellular component: membrane. The record is from RefSeq and is a predicted model, not a curated record. Gene Ontology annotation, biological process: transmembrane transport. Lineage: Eukaryota; Metazoa; Arthropoda; Insecta; Hymenoptera; Diprionidae. Bases 108 to 1733 code for a protein of 541 amino acids. Gene Ontology annotation, molecular function: transmembrane transporter activity.